CCGCCGCGGCUCCUCGCGGGCGAGGGGCAGGCCCGGGCCGCGGGUGCGCGUGCAGUGGUUUGCUGGACGGUGUCCGAGCGGGGAGUCGGAGCUCUGUGCUGCCAUGAGGUGUUUUCUGCCAAAUACCAAACCCGUCAAGUUUUUAAUAUAUAUUGACAAUCUAAAGUUAUUUAUAAAUUAACUUUGAAAUAAACCUUUAAAUUCUACUAGUCAGCUAGUACAACCAAGCUUCCAUCUCUCGCAUUAGAGAGCUUGGGGACCUUGUUAAAGAGUACAAAUAGUUUAUAUAAACUGCUCUAAAUUUAAAAAGAAAAAAAGUCUCUGUUUAUCAUCGCGUGCAUCGUUUUGGAAUGGGUUUAAUACUCCCCACUUAAAGAAAUAAAGCAGCUGUAAGUAAAAAAAAUAUCUAUCAAAGGAAAUUCACUGUAGGUAUGGAUCACUGGCUAGCGUAAUGAUAGACCACGAGAUAGAAAAGUGGGAGUUUUGGUAAGUGAAGUAAUUCAAGCCUUCAGGAGUAAGCAGGGAAUUAAACAAAGGCUGCUUAUAUUUUGCCACUCACAGCACUCGGGAGAAAUAAAAAAAGAAGCAGACCAGUAAAAUUAAGUUCAAGAAAAUGGUAGUGAAAUACCCUGAGUAAUGGUCUGAAAAAUAACCACUGAUGUUAGCAGCUUUAUGAAUAGUAAUAUGAUGUAGCAAUAACUACAACCUCCUUUGCCAUUUAAAAUAUGAAUAGUAGCAAUAACUCAUGCACUAGUUUACAUCUGUGGCAUGUUUUUUUUUGGACUGCCCAUGCCUCCCUAAGCAUCCUGAAGGUGAUCAGUGGCAAUGGGAAGGACAUUAUAAGAUAAGAAAAAAGAAGUUUAGCCUCCAGUGGAAGGAGCUGUAAAAGAAGCAAGAAACAAAGAUGGGGUAAAUGAGACUAAACAUAUAUGUGCUGGUACUGAGGCCAAGUGAGGGUUUGAAGCCAGGGAAAAAGAAACAUACCUUAGAACAUAUCCUAGAAAUGGAAGGUAUGAGUCCAAUAUCAUGUGAGUGGGAUGAGGGCAGUGGAACAUAUGAAUGACAGCUCCACAUUUUUCAGUUUUUCACCUCCACGGGUGAAAACUUGUGGACUUAGUUGUGAAUUGGCUGAGAAGGACAAUCCCUGCACCAUCAGUUUGAGAAGUUGGUUAUUUAGGCUGACUUUCCCUCCAGCUCACAGCAAGCCCCCCAAAAUUCCCUCUCUGAAAAUCAAAGGAGGGAGCUGUAGUUUGACCUGGUCACUUACUUUGGCCCUGACAUCAGGUGUUAGAGCAGAGCUGUGCAUUGCUGGAUUUUUUUCACUUAUAUUCUCUGCCACAUAUUAAUGUUUUUAGCAAGUGUGGCAAAUUGCUCUAUAAUUGUUCUGUUGUAAAAUUAUAGACCUCUAGUAGUAAUAGUACCAGCUGAAUUAAUAAUUAGCAUAGCUAGAAGGACUACGCCUUUGAAUGAAUGCUGAUGGUUAUGUGCCUUCCCCUGAUUCAAGUCCUGAGCCAGCAAAAGUGGAUUUGCAGCGUGUAAGUGCGUGCUGAAAGGCUGAAUGUGGUUCAGUAGGAGACUGUGGUUACUGCCUUGGUCCUUGCACUCCAGCAGCUGCCUCUGGAGGAUGAAUGGUCACGAUUAACACAACACCACAAUCGCUUGAUCUCAUCCAGACUCUGAGGAAGGGGUUAAGGAAGGAGGACUGGGGAGCCCGAGAGUUUCAGAACACCAUCCUUUUUAACCUUUCAGCGGUCUGUCUGCAUGUGUAUGAGUGAGAUGCAUUAUACAGGUAAUCCUUCACACAUGGCUCAUUCAUUCAUACCUCUUAAGCUGAUGCAGUGCUUGGGAGGUAAUACCAGAAAGUCAGUUGAUACAGCUCAUGUUGUAAGUGGCAUUCCAAAAUCUUCCAGCUUUCGAACAAAAUGAAGAGCGUGGGAAAUGUGUAACACAGAGCUUCUAACUUCAUGUUGUCUUUAUACAGUUCCCAGGCUUAGGUUUACAAUUUUGUGACUGUUUAAUAUGUGGCAUUUGUUAUUAGCCUCUCCAGAAUAUGACUGAUGGUGGAACUACAUGCAUUUGGAGAUGUACCUUUCAAAAGCCAUAAGACAGGUCUUGUUAAUUUAAUUUUGAUUUUCUUGUUUUCUUUGCUUCCUCAUACAGCAUCUGUCAGCUGCCAAGUAGAGAAGGUAAAGAAGCCUGUCCACACAAAAGACUUAUUAGCCAGUAAAGUUUUUAUAGGUGCAGUAGGCGGAGCGGGGUCCUGGCUUUCCCCGCCCUUUCUGCUGCCAUCUUUGGAAGGUCAGGCGAGCUGCCCGUCCCGUCCCUCCGCCUCCCCGCGCUCCGCUGCCCGCCCCUGGCCCCGGCGCCGCAGAGCGCGCCGCCCGCGUCCUCGUCCCCGGAAAGGCGGCGGGAAAUCGCGCCGAGAGGGCGGGGGAAAUGGAGGAAAACACAAAAACAUCGGGGCAGAACAGCCGCUGGAGGUGCCCGAGCCGUCUCCCUGCCCGCAGGACCAAGGCUGCACACGGCCGGGAGCUGACAGGUCUGUGCUGGACAGUGGGAGAAAGGUCCCUGAUGGUUGCCAUGUCCUCGGUGGGCAGAGAGCUCUGACCUUGGUUGGGUGGGCUGCUGGCUUUAGUUUGGUUUCUUUUUCACAGGUUUCUGGGUGUUUUGAUCCUGACAUCACCAAACCCUCAGUUGCUGUAUCUCUUGGAUGCUGUGCAGGAUGGAAUCAGGCAGCCAAACCUCAGGUUCACCUUCUCCCUGACCCUCUGCGUUGGUCGUGUGGCACAGCAGAUCCUGGAGCCAGGUACUGGAACUUGCUGCGUGUGUCACUGCUGGGGUGAAAAACAGAGCCUUGGGGAGUGUUGAUCUCCUCACCUGCUUUGUGCUCGUGCACUCUUGACUGAGCUUUUUGUUCUGGGGAAGAAAAGGGGAGGGUGGGCAGCAACCGAGUGAGCCUCAGAGCAAAGGCCUUCUGCAGUUGCUGGGCUGUUCUCCCAGCUUGGAACACUGCACACUCACUACAGCUUCCACGUAUUCUCAUCCAUGGUUGUGGACUGGGAACGUUGCCAGGGUGGGCAGCACAGAGCAUGGUCACACUGUGAGGUUUUCUGACACUACAACAAUCUUACACCCUCUAAGAACUUCCCCUUCAAGGACUGUAAUGGAACAAAAGGUAUGAAAGAAAUAAAAUUCCACAAGGGAAAAUAGUCUGUAAAAAUGCCUCCAUUAGACUGGAGCCAUUUCUCUGUGCUUGUGUCCCUGUUCCAGCUUGUUUGCAAGGAUCCGUCCUUACUGGAGAUCUGUAGGUGUUCCUUUCAGAGUGCAGUAAUAAAUGUAUUAAAUAGCA
Messenger RNA from Onychostruthus taczanowskii (white-rumped snowfinch), 3349 nucleotides. RefSeq lists its product as uncharacterized. The transcript has 6 exons. The record is from RefSeq and is a predicted model, not a curated record. Lineage: Eukaryota; Metazoa; Chordata; Aves; Passeriformes; Passeridae. The coding region runs from base 2058 to 2843 and encodes 261 amino acids.